GUUUGACCGGUUUGACCACAUUUUCCAUCCUGUUGGGCUUUGCAGCCAUGGCCUUGCAGUCUCCUCAUCUGUCACCCAGAGGUGCAUUGGUCCAAGUGGCCCAACGACGCGUUUGCACGCAAGAGUUGCGAAGGAAUGAUGAGCUUUGCGAUGCUCGCAGUUGUCUUCGGACAGGUCGGAUAAUUCUUUGCGGGGCAUUUUUCUCAUGGGCCCGCAACCAGGGCCGGACGCGUGUACGGCAGCAAAUGCCACAGCACCAGCUUUGCCCGGCGGGUGCGAAGAUAUUGAGGCCAACAACGCUGCCACUUACGCAGCCACGAUUUCGGCUUAGCCAGGCAAAAAGGCUGCAUGCAGAACAAGAACGAGCAGUCAACGAAAUCAUGGAGAGGUUCCAGGCUGAACAAAAAGUCACGCUGCAUGGUUCGACAGGUUCUGGAAAGACCUGGGUAGCUUCAAAUGUCAUUUUCAGAAUGCAGCCCAAAGCGGUCCUGGUCCUGGUGCCGGUGAAGGCGCUGGCGAUGCAGCUUCAAUGUGCCUUUGCGGCUGAUUUUGUGGAUACGAUUUCCCAGGUAUUCAUCUCACAGAUCAGUGGCUACAGUGCCCCUGAAGUGAUUGAAACCAAUGGCAUUAUCGAGGUCAAGAAAGGGCGGCGCAUCAUUGACGAGGAUGCAAAGCAAAUCCGGAUCGACACGAUUGCUGCGGUGAACGGAGGAGAUCCUUGCAUUGUCACUUCCUCAACAUCUUCACUAUUCUAUUGCCCUUCUCUUCUUGCGGACGACGAGGGUGAUGGAGACUUGACCAAAGAGGAAAUUGUUCGCAUUGUCGACGAACUGCAGCGAGAAGUGCACGAUCUAGCCGAUUAUGAUAUAACAGUCCGAACUCGUGGUCGCACUGAAGCAUUGCGACGCCGAAUCGAGGCAGAUAUCACUAGCCUCAAGACGAAAGGCACCUGCCCUAACCUUUUUGAGUUUUACGACGACCUUUUGCCUAAAAGGAUGAAGCGGACCUUCAUCGACAAGAUGAAUGAGUGCUAUGGCAGAGACUGGCUGAUGAUAGUCGACGAGUGCCACAGCACAGUGCCUGCCAUGAAGGGACCGCAUGCAGCACACAGGACUCGAGUAAUCAAGCAAGUGGCGGAAGGUCGCAUGCGACGUACCUUGUUGCAGACGGACAGACACACUGGCCCUCUGAGCUGGGCAGACAUUCAGAAUCGCUUGCCUUCUUCAGUGCUCUUCAUGUCUGCAACCCCUCCAUCCCAGGAAGAUUUGGGCCACAUGGUUUCAUUGGAGAUGCGACCGACGCACAUAUGCGAUCCUGUGAUCACAAAGAUUGUCACAAAAUGGAACCCAUCAGCAGAGCAACGAAGGUCACAGCACGACCUUUGGAACUUGCUUGGAAGUGUCAGAACCAUUCUUAUGGACAGGCGACCUGAAGACCAGGCCAUAGUGGCAACAGUCGAGUGCAAUCAGGCUGAUAUUUUGCACUCCUUCAUCAGCGUGGACCACAGGUGUGGCGUUGUACAUGGUGAGAAGACCAGAGAAGAGAAAAUGGAAAUUCUCAAACAGUUCCGCAACGGGCAGCUCGACGUUCUUUGCGGUUCCAAGAUGGUGAUUGAAGGCUUAGAUCUUCCUGGAGUUGCUCUGGUUGUUGUCCCUGAUGCCAACUUCAGUGGAUUCUUGCGCACUGAGGCGGUUCUUACCCAACUGGUGGGCCGCACUGCCAGACAUGCAUCAGGAAGAGCGUUCUUCCUCGUCACUGAAGAUGGGCGGCCGACUGACGCAGUCGACAAUUGCAUCAAGCAGCACAGAGAGCGCCGCAUUCGGCAGGAGAACUACAAUCGCAAGCAUGGCGUGACUGCUGAAUCCAUCGAGUGGGAACCUCGGUUAAGGCGGAUGCCCAAAGAUGAGAAGGCUGACCCUGACGCUUUGUGUUCCCCAUCAAGCCGUGCAUCCACGAAGCCAGAGGAUGUGCAAAAAUACUCCAGUGAGCAGAUCUUCACAAUUCUGUCAUCCUUGGUGAAGACCUGUUGGGCAGAAAAGCCCGAAGGAGUUGAGGAUUGGAGUGAGGAAGAUCCUGAGAAGUCUCAUCAGAAUUGGACCACACCAGCACUUCAUGAAGGAAGAUUUGAAAUGUUUUAUUUCAAGGAGAAUGAGGUUGAGAAGAUGCUGCCACAGCUGAUCUUAAUGGUCACAGUGCCGGCAAUAGGACCAGUCAGGUCAUACCAUUUGCUUCAGAGGAAUGGCGAUAUCGAUCAGAUACUCCGCCAAACGCUAGCUGAGUUGAGGAAGGUGACUCAAAUCAGAGGGGUCUUGAGUGAGCGGUUGCUUUUGCCGCGCACUUCUGAGCUCUUGGCCAAUAACAGGAGGAAGCUAGCACAGAUCCUGCAGCUGAAGGAGUUCACUAGUCAGGUGGCAGAGCUGUUCGAGGGGAUGGAACGAAAAGAUUUGAAAAUGCAGGCGAAGAAGGCUAUUGAGGAUGAAACCGGUGGUUUCGUACUUGAAUUGGUUUGUAGGCUGAUAGACCUUUGCUGUAUCCAGCACGAGACGGACAAGAUUUGCUAAUUUGCUGCAAAAAAGCGUUUUUUAGAUGGACAGAACUCGUCACAUAUGAUCGGAAAAUGAGUUUGUACAUUACCGCGCAACGUGUGAUGAUUCUGUGUGUUUCACCCUGUCUGAGGGAUCGUGCUUGACUGUAU
Molecule: messenger RNA, 2695 nt
Organism: Cladocopium goreaui
Lineage: Eukaryota; Dinophyceae; Suessiales; Symbiodiniaceae
Source: the annotation of a GenBank genome assembly